CGAGGCGCUCGUGGCCCGGGCGACGCGCCUGGCGUUGGGGCUCCCAGGCCGGGGAGGAGCGGUGGCGAGGCGCGGCAGGCGACAUGUCGCUGCCCGCGGAGAAAGCCUCCGAGCUGAAGCAGCUCAUCCACCAGCAGCUGAACAAGAUGGAUGUCCAUGGCAGAAUACGAGAAAUCCUUGCUGAGACGAUACGUGAAGAAUUGGCACCUGAUCAACAGCAAUUAUCAACAGAAGAUUUGAUCAAAGCCCUUAGACGUAGAGGAAUCAUUGAUGAUGUGAUGAAAGAACUUAAUUUUGUUACUGACAAUGUUGAUCAAGAACUCCCUACCUCUCCAAAACAACCUGCUUGUUUUACUGAUAGACAGUCAACGUUGUUAAAAAAAACUAAUAUUGAUCCAACACGGAGGUAUCUUUACCUUCAGGUUUUGGGUGGAAAAGCUUUCUUGGAACAUCUGCAAGAACCUGAGCCUUUACCAGGACAAGUUUGUUCGACCUUUACCUUAUGUUUACAUUUUCGAAACCAACGUUUUCGUUCUAAACCUGUUCCAUGUGCCUGUGAACCAGAUCUUCAUGAUGGCUUUUUACUUGAAGUACAUAGAGAAAGCUUAGGUAAGGAACUUAAUAAAUUUGAUUGUUGGUUCUUUUGUAAUAAACGCAUCAAUGCCUUUUGUGUGCAUGGUACUGUGCUUGCUUUGGAACGUCAGAAAACUGCAGAGAGAGAGCGGUUGUUUCUUGUGUAUGCUAAGCAGUGGUGGAGAGAAUAUUUGCAAAUUCGACCCUCACACAACUCACGACUGGUGAAGAUUUUUGCGCAGGAUGAAAAUGGGAUAAAUAGACCAGUCUGUUCCUAUGUUAAACCACUUCGAGCUGGACGUCUUCUAGAUACUCCAAGGCAAGCAGCAAGAUUUGUUAAUGUCCUGGGUUAUGAGAGAGCCCCUGUUAUUGGAGGAGGAGGUAAACAGGAGCAGUGGUGCACUCUGCUGGCUUUUCUCUGUAGAAACAAGGGUGACUGUGAAGACCACGCAAACCUCCUGUGCAGCCUUCUUCUUGGAUACGGAUUAGAAGCCUUUGUCUGUGUUGGGACGAAGGCCAAGGGAGUGCCUCAUGCUUGGGUUAUGACUUGUGGCACUGACGGAACCAUCACUUUUUGGGAGAGUCUAACAGGACACAGGUACAUCCACAAACCUAUCAAUCCUGAUGGAGCUCCACUUGCUGAGCAGCCUAAACCCUUGUACCCAUAUCGAACAAUUGGUUGUGUUUUCAAUCAUCAGAUGUUCCUGGGAAAUUGUCAGCCCUCUGACUCAGUAGAAGUAUGUGUUUUUGAUUUGAAUGAUGAAUCCAAAUGGAAACCAAUGAGUGAAGAAGCAAUUAAAUCUGUGUGUGCUCCAGGAGCUACAACAUCGCUUCCUCCCUUUCCACCUCUGUGUGCAUCCAUGAUAGAUGCCUCAGUAACAAGUAAUGAGAUGGAAAUGCAGCUACGGCUACUAGUGUCUGAACACAGAAAGGAUCUUGGCCUCACUACCAUUUGGGAAGACCAGCUUUCCUAUCUUUUAUCACCAGCUUUGGCUUCCUAUGAAUUUGAGCGUACGACGAGCAUAUCUGCAGGCAAUGAAGAAUUUCAAGAUGCCAUAAGGAGGGCUGUACCUGAUGGUCACACAUUUAAAGGGUUCCCAAUACAUUUUGUGUAUAGAAAUGCAAGGCGUGCAUUUGCCACAUGUCUUCGGUCUCCUUUCUGUGAAGAAAUAAUCUGUUGCCGUGGAGACCAGGUGCGACUGGCAGUUCGUGUCCGAGUGUUUACGUACCCUGAAUCUGCAUGUGCCGUAUGGAUCAUGUUUGCUUGUAAAUAUCGCUCGGUAUUAUAGGACCAACAUUUCUACAAGAAUUCUACCUAUGUUUUAUUGGAAUUUUACACAUUGUACAUUACUAGCUAUUUUAGAGGUUGUCUGUUUUAAAAUCACAUUCUGGCUUGCAUGUCGUAUUUCAUUUUUGUAUAUACUUGACUGAUAAUGUUUGCAAAAAUAAUGUGGGUAUUUAAAAAUUAAGGAUGAAAAACCUGUAUAUCUGAGUAGGAUUUAGUAUAAAGUAAGUGCAUAUUCUAUUUUAAUAAAUAUUACUUUGUUUACAGAUAUUCAGUAGUUUAAGUACAAAUGUAAAAUUUAUGCAGUUUUCUUUACAUUGAUAAGUAAUCAUAAAGCUAUUUCUCUAAGGAUUUGAGUCAUAGUAAAACCAAUAUGAUCAUUAAUUUUCAUAGAUUAAUGGGAUUAUUUUAUACAGAUUGAGAGAAACUAACCACACAACAGAUUUAUUUAUUACGUAGAUGAAAAUACAUUGUGAUGAAUUAUCACGUUUGUAGUUUACCUUUGGCUCUAGACAUAUUUGUGACUUUCAGAGAUUGAUGAGAAAACCUUGAAACAAGAUUAAGAAAAACUAAUGCCAGAAAAGCAUAAAAAUAUUAAUAAUAAAACUAACCUCACAUGAAAGUACAUGCAUAAUUUAUAAAUAUUUAUUAAUUCUAUACAUUAUAAAAACAAAUUCAGUAUUUUAGAAAAAAAUCUAUUGCACCCCUUAUUAGUUGUCUGUCUCUGAUUUUCUGUGGUCAAAGGAUUCAUUACAAGGCUCUUUCACGGAUUCCAUCUUCUGAAACCACUUUUUCACUCUCUUUUUUCCAUUGUGGUGUUAAAAGCAUCAAAGUAUAUGUGACUAAGUCUGAGACUUAGAACACGCUAUUUGUUUUAAAUUGAGCAAAUUUUAAAAGUUCUAAAAAUGAGCAGAAGUGAGCACUAAAAAGGCUAUAGCAAUUUGACUUUUUGUAAGAAGCUGCAUGAUGGAACUGAUAGGUUUGAUUGUCCAUUUACACCUUGUGCAUGGUUCUUAAUUGGGUUGCUUCAUCCAUCAAUCUUUUUAAAUUAACUGUACACAAGUUGGCUGUGCAAAUUAUUAAUCCUUUUCAUCACUUUAAUUCACCAUUGCAAGCAAAAUGUUUUAGUGUUUUAAAAAAAUUAAAAUCUAAAGGCAUCCUACAUUUACUUUUUAUUUUAUGGUAACUACUUAUGAUUUAGCUUGUUUAAAAAGUUUGAAAAUACUACUAUUCCCUCUUUUGCCAGUUCUUCAUUGAAAAUGAUAAUCAGACCUUCUGAGAGUGACAUGACAAGAGAAUUAGCAAAAUAUGAAUUAAGACGUUUUUAUUUUGUUGCCAAAAUUACACAUAAAGCUAUCAAUGAGAGAAAAUUACUUGUAACAUUCAACUUUUGUGACAAACGGUGAUGUAUGUACGAAAAGGCAGAAUCUAUUAUGAUCAAGUCUGUAUUAAGAUUAAGGCUAGGCUUCCUGCCUUAGUGUAGCAGAGUAACACACGUAUUUUGAAUGUUCCUUUGGUAUAAAUUCUAAAAUAAAUUUGCUUUUUUUGCACUGG
This is a messenger RNA of Trichechus manatus latirostris (Florida manatee), 3412 nucleotides long. It is a transcript of the gene CEP76, whose product is annotated as centrosomal protein 76. Bases 84 to 1862 code for a protein of 592 amino acids. The record is from RefSeq and is a predicted model, not a curated record. Gene Ontology annotation, cellular component: centriole. Gene Ontology annotation, biological process: regulation of centriole replication. The transcript is spliced from 11 exons. NCBI's taxonomy places the organism in Eukaryota, Metazoa, Chordata, Mammalia, Sirenia, Trichechidae.